UCUCCACAUCACCCUCGUGCGGCCCGCCAUGCGCCCUUCAGCCCGCCCGCUCCUGGCGCCUCUGCGCGCCGCUGCGGUGCGCUCAAGCACCAGCAGUGCUGGCGCCGUCGGCACUGCCAGCUCCUCCACUCCGCAUGCCGCACCGGCACGGCGAGCGCUGCGCACCUCUGCGCGCGUCUCGUCGUACUACCCGCCGCCAGAGCCCUUCACGUCGGCGCCCGUGCCCGAGGCUAGCUCAUCGACAUCGCGCUCAGCGUCGCCGCUGUAUGACGCCGACGUCGACUCGCCCGGCGCGCUGCUCUCCACAUUCGGUGCCGACGCCGCGCUGCUCUCGGCGCACCUGGCACGUCCGCCGACGUCGCUGACGCUGCGCUCGCUGCUGGCGCUCGGCGGCUCGCCGGGUAGCACGCCUUCGCGCGCCCACAUCCUCCAAUCUGCCCGAUUCACUGCCGGCGAGCUGCCGCUGCGCCUGGCCCGCCGUGUCGCCGCCUUCCGCGAGCUGCCGUUCAUCGUUGGCAGCAACCCGCACAUCCAGGCCGUCGCGCGCCUCUACGCCGGCAGCUUCCAGGCCAUUGCCAGCCUGCCGCGCAUCGCAGACGACGCAGACAAUGAGCGCUUCACGCGUGCGCUCGAGGCGAUGGUGCAGGACCAUGCUGAGAACAUCCCGACGUUGGCGCGCGGCUUCCUGGAGUGCAAGCGCUACAUGUCACCAGCGGCGAUCUCAGCCUUCCUGGACGGCGCGAUUCACUCUCGUAUCGGCAUUCGCCUCAUUGCCGAGCAGCACUUGGCACUCUCUGCCUCGCACACUGCCGGUCCCGCGUCGAAGACAAGCGUCGGCAUCAUCGACACCUGUCUCUCUGCCGCGCAGCUCGUGCAGGGCUGCGCCGACUUUGUGGGCCAGCUCUGCGAGAGCUCGCUCGGCUGUGCGCCGGAGUUGAUCCUAGAGGGAGAUACGAAGAGCACAUUCGUUGGCGUCGCAAGCCACCUUACGUACACGGUGACCGAGCUGCUCAAGAACAGCUACCGUGCCACUGCUGAGAAGCACGGCCGUGCCGGCGGUGAUGUGCCGCCGGUGCGCAUCACCAUCGCGCGCUCGCGGAAACACCUGACCAUGCGGAUCCGCGACGAGGGCGGCGGCAUCAGUCCUCAAAACUUCCCCAAGGUCUUCCAAUACACCUUCACCACUGCGUCGUUCGACGAGGCGGCUGCGAACGCAGCAGUCGAUGGCGACGACGGUCCGUACGCGCUGCAGCAGAUGGGCGGCAUGGCGGGCGGAGGCGACGUGCUUGCUCAGAUGGGCCAGGGACCGGGAGUCGGCGGCGGCAUGGGCACCCUGGCUGGCUUGGGCUAUGGUCUGCCGAUGAGCCGCAUCUACGCACAGCACGGACGCGGCAGCCUCGACAUCGUCUCCAUCUGGCCGCACGGCUGCGACUCGUUCCUGGCCAUCCGCGCCAAUCCGCUCGACGAGCGAUGACCGUCACCCGGAUAGCUGACUCGCAUCAUGAUUAUCAUUCGCCACGGGCACAGAGGUAACGGAGGGGUCGCGCAGGAGCGCACAUUAUAGGAAUCACAUCACGGAACAUGGGAAUAAAGAGGCCCGUCACCAUU
Messenger RNA from Tilletiopsis washingtonensis, 1608 nucleotides. Its product is annotated as alpha-ketoacid dehydrogenase kinase. Gene Ontology annotation, biological process: protein phosphorylation; regulation of glucose metabolic process. The coding region runs from base 29 to 1474 and encodes 481 amino acids. Gene Ontology annotation, molecular function: pyruvate dehydrogenase (acetyl-transferring) kinase activity. The record is from RefSeq and is a predicted model, not a curated record. The transcript has 6 exons. NCBI's taxonomy places the organism in Eukaryota, Fungi, Basidiomycota, Exobasidiomycetes, Entylomatales. Gene Ontology annotation, cellular component: mitochondrion.